AUGGCGGACACUGUCGAAGAGAAGAAGCAGUCGGUCGAGGGCGAGGGCCAGGCUGACGCCAAUGCCUCUGCAGGCGGAAGCGGCAAGGCCGAAUCAUCGAGUAAGAAAGAAAAGAAGACCCCGAAGAAGCUGGGCGGCAAGAAGGCCCAGCAGCAGCCCACUCCCGAACCCACCCCCGCCCCGGAAAGCGAUGCUGAAGGCGAAGACGCAGAGGCUGAGCAAGAGGACGCAGGCAAGAAACAAGAAUCCAACGGCAACGCCGAUGCCGACGAAUCAGAACCCGAAGCUCAGCCUCAAAAGUCAAAGUCGCAAUCGAGGCGUCGCCAGUCUCGAGGCCGUGGACGACGAGGCGGAGAUUCAGAGGACACGGAUGCGCGAUCCGACGUCUCCCAGUCAGGAGGCCGCCGCAACCGCCAGCGCCAGAAGAAGGGCGGCAAGGGAGGAGGUCCUCUCGACGACAUCACCGAGAACGUGCCCGGAGGCGAGCUUGUCGGCGGUGCUGGCGACAUGGUCCAGGACACGGCGGGCAAGGCCGUUGGCCAGGUUGGCGACACCGCCGGCAAGGCUCUGGGAGGACUGACGGGCGGAGGCGGAGGCGGCGAGGAAGAGGGCGGCGACAGCAAGGGCGAGCAGCUGCGUUUGCGACUGGAGCUCAACCUCGACAUUGAGAUUCAACUGAAGGCCAAGAUUCACGGUGAUCUGACGCUGGGUCUGCUCAACUAA
Messenger RNA from Ascochyta rabiei, 723 nucleotides. RefSeq lists its product as uncharacterized. The transcript has 2 exons. The record is from RefSeq and is a predicted model, not a curated record. NCBI's taxonomy places the organism in Eukaryota, Fungi, Ascomycota, Dothideomycetes, Pleosporales, Didymellaceae. The coding region runs from base 1 to 723 and encodes 240 amino acids.